CCUGGCAUUACGCGCAUGCGCAUUGAGACGUACUGUUUUGUCAUGGCUGACAGUGGCUGGCCAGGCUGUGCGAAGAGUUUGAAAGGUGUCAUAUUGGACAUGUGUGGCGUUUUAUACGACAGCGGGGAGGGCGACGGGGUUGCCAUUCCUGGCUCUAUUGAAGCUGUGAAAAAGCUAAAGGCGUCCGACCUGCUGCUCCGCUUCUGCACCAAUGAGACCCAGGCCACCAGAGAGACGUUUGUAGCCAAGCUCCAAAGACUGGGUUUUGACAUAUCUGUGUCUGAGGUGUUCUCUCCGGCUCCUGCAGCCGUAGCUGUCCUUAAAGAGAGGGGUCUACGGCCCCACCUGCUGGUGUAUGAUGGACUUAUCCCGGAGUUUGACAGCGUCAACAAGGCCAACCCAAACUGCGUGGUGAUUGGAGACGCAGCUGAAAAAUUUUCCUACCAGAACCUGAAUGAGGCAUUCAGGGUCCUUAUAGGCUUGGAGAAACCAGUGCUGUUCUCUCUGGGCCAAGGGAGGUACUACAAGGAGACAGAUGGCUUGAAACUGGAUGUCGGGGUUUACAUGAAGGCUCUGGAGUAUGCCUGUGAUUUAAAGGCUGAAGUUAUUGGAAAACCAUCCCCAACAUUCUUCCAGAGUGUUCUCAAUGACAUGGGGCUUCAACCACAUGAGGCACUGAUGAUUGGGGAUGAUCUGGUGAAUGAUGUAGGUGGGGCACAACACUGUGGAAUGAAAGGCGUGCAAGUCAGGACUGGCAAAUACAGGCCCUGUGACGAGAGGCACCCAACGGUGACGGCUGAUGGCACUGUGGACAACCUGGCCCAGGCUGUGGACAUGAUCCUCAAUCAGAGGCACUGAGUACAAGGCAGCGAACACUGGAAACUCUCCACUUACUGUGACCCUGGGUGAUGCCGGCUGGUAGCCAGUAGUAUUUUCAUACAGCCAAGUGUUGUUUCCGGUGAGAAGGGUGUACUGUAUUAAAGUAAUUCAAGUAACUUUCUCAAAGCAGUGCACAACUAAAAUACCAUCCAAACCCUGUAUGUCCUGUAACUGACAAAUAUGGGAAACACCCACCCUUCUGGUACUCCACACAGUGUAAAACAAACUAGAGUGAAAUUACUUCCUAGUACCUUUGUCUACCAGAGAUAGUCUUGAACAGUUUAGAGCUGCACUGUGCAUUUGUCAGUACAUGAUUGGCAUAGAUAAGAUACCUCAAGAUGACAUGAAUGUGCCUGUAACCAGCUGCUGACUGACAGUUAGAAGGGAAACGUAAUGCUGUGUGUUCAGACUCGCUGCUAGAAUUACAGUCAAACCCUUUGCAAAGACACUGUACAUGAAGGCAGUUUGUAGUCAAACUGGACACACACCAUUGAAAUGUAGCUGUAGUGUAUUUUAACGUACAUUAAUCAAAGUAAGUAGCUUAUUGUAUCUAGGUAAUACUGUUGUCACUCACUCCUUUCACACAAAACAUGAACAACCUUAAUAAAGUAGUGGGGAGUAGUCGGAAGUGCAAGUGUUGUUUAAAUAAAGCUAUUUUACUAGUCUAUGAGCUGUUUAAAGCAUUUUUCUGUGCCAUUGUCGCACACAUUUUGUAAAAAGUAGCUCAAGGUCUCAAAGCACUGGGGAAAAUAUAGCCUUGGCUCUGGUUUAAACUGGAAUUCAUAUCGGAGCGGCUUUUGUUUUACAAAAACAAAUCGCUGGAAAUGGGAAGUGAGCUGGUCUCAGUGAUGAUAAAUGCAGAACCCAGCCGAGUGUGAUGAAUUACACUGGUGCUCAAGCUCAUGUUUCCUCCUCUGUAAACAAAAAUGAAACGAGCACUCCAUCAUUGGGUGGAAGAAUCACAAACCUACAACCGCUUAUCUUUAUUUACUUGACAGUAAGCUGCCUCUGCUGGGGAUUGCCCUGUCAUUGUUACAUUGUUAAUUGUCAGUCAUUAGACGUUGUGCAUUCACUUCAUUAUCUACAGUGAGGUUAAAUAAAAUGAUGACGGGGGGGGGGGGAAUUGGUUAUUGGGCUUUAGUGUGCCAGCUGGAUCAUUGAGGCCUCUGGAAGUGGGGCGUAAAACAAACGAUUCUCCAUCGCUGCCCCCAAGGUUUCAGUGUACCAAAUAGAUUCAACAAGCACAAAAGCCCUCUGCCAAGUGAUUCAUUGAGGUCUUUCUGGUUCACUUCACCAUUAGCUGACACAAGCUUGAAUGUUAUUGGGCAAUUAAAGGUAAUGAAAUGCUACGAAGUAUUAUGAAACUGUGUCUGAGCUAGUUGUACCACUCCUAUUUCUGAUUGGGAAAUAAAUAUUAAUGUACACUGCAAACUACUAGCAGCUGGUACCCAGUUUUCCAACAGCUUACACAUUGUUUGACUGAGUGUUUUGUCCAUUAUGUUACUGCCUGCUGGCCUUGUAUGGAGCUAUUAAACAUUGUAUUUGACUA
Dicentrarchus labrax (European seabass) is the source of this 2428-nucleotide messenger RNA. It is a transcript of the gene lhpp, whose product is annotated as phospholysine phosphohistidine inorganic pyrophosphate phosphatase. NCBI's taxonomy places the organism in Eukaryota, Metazoa, Chordata, Actinopteri, Moronidae. The transcript has 7 exons. The record is from RefSeq and is a predicted model, not a curated record. Bases 16 to 858 code for a protein of 280 amino acids. Gene Ontology annotation, cellular component: cytosol. Gene Ontology annotation, molecular function: phosphatase activity; inorganic diphosphate phosphatase activity. Gene Ontology annotation, biological process: dephosphorylation.